AGUUGGUACCCCUUAAAAUUGACGUUACGUCAAAAACUACAUCGAUGUUUUCUUUUACGUUUAUUAUUACUUAUACUUAAUUCUGAUGUUAUUUUUUAAGUAAACCGUGCAACCAACCAACUACAAACAACAAGCUUCACACAGGAACACAAUGAACAAUUUUUAGGUUAGUUAGGUUAAGUCAUCCAAACGACAACAAAUAAGCAAACGUAAACAAACCAACCAGUAAACAAUGUCUGACAAAAAUGAAUUGAUGGAUACGACAGAAGGUCCUGGCACGUCGUCGGGAACAACGACAACAAACAAACCGGAAUAUGCCUCUAGAUUACAGAAUUUGCAGAAAAUCAAGCUGAAAAAACAGAGCUUAUUGGCUUCACCGCUUGAAAAGAAACUGGCCAAAUUGGCAAUAUACUCCAAAUGUCAAGCAGAGGGCUGUGAAUGUAUAGGAUGGAAAAGAACCGAACCACCACUAGAAAAUAAUCAUUGCAAAUGUAAACACUCGAUGGACCAGCAUGUGUCUCAUCUCAGAGACAAAUCAGACAACGAUCUUAACAAACUGUUGGCGAUGUGCGUGGACGUUGACACCAUGUUCACAGCCAUGAACAAGGAGGAGGACCAGGACACAAGGAAGGUGUACAUGUAUCUGUUUAGGUUGUUGCGAAAAUGCGUGAUAACGUGGGACCAACCGGUGGUGGAGGGACCGCUGGGUCAGCCGCCGUUCGAGGAACCGAGCAUCCACAAGGCGGUCACCAAUCUGCUCGUCUACAAGUUCUCCCACAUCGCCCAACAAGAAUGGGGCACCAUGUACGAACUGACCAAGAUCCUAUUCCACUGUCUCAACACGUGGGUGUUUCCGUCGCCCAGCACCCAAAAACACAUCGUCACCCACGAACAGGCCGCCGUUUACAGGAUCGAGUACACUAGAUGGCUGGUGUUCUGCUACGUGCCAACGUUCUGCGACUCCCUUCAGCACCACGACACGACGAUGGUGUUCGGACGCACGUUGCUCCGGGCCGUCUUCAACUAUCUACGCAAGCAGAUCAUGGACGAGUUCCACAGAGAUAGGGACUCGAUGCCGCCUGAGAGGCGGGUGCUGUUGCUCACCAACUUUCCGCCCUUCCUGAAGACGCUCGACGAGGAGAUCUAUGCACCCAACUCUCCUAUUUGGGAUCCCAACUUCAAGACCACCAGUCCGCAUUUUCAGCAGCUGUUGGAGUCCGCUAAGUCCAAGUUUUCCACCGGAAAAUCGGAGGGAGAGAAAAAUCCCAGUGCCGGCAAAAGCAUGAGGACCGACGUGCGAGAGAAGCGACGGAAAAUCGUCUCCGAAGAACAAUUCGAGGACAUCCCGAUGGAAACUGUGGCGGAAGUUAUUGCCACGAUCGACGGUCCCAGUUAUAAAAGCGGCUCAGACAUGUUUGCUGAAAAUGCGGCGCCGACGGACGAGACGCCGAAAAUGGAGGAGAUGAGGAAGGUGAUCGAGAUGCACGUUAUCGGUAAUAGCUUAACGGAACCGGUGACCAAGAACACGAUGCUGUGGCUGAUUGGAUUGCAGAACGUGUUCUCGCGACAGUUGCCCAGGAUGCCCGUUGAAUACAUCACACAAUUGCUCUUUGAUCCGAAACACAAGACAAUAGCUUUAAUUAAGAACGGAAGGCCGAUUGGAGGGAUUUGUUUCCGUCCGUUUCCCACCCAGGGUUUCACGGAAAUAGUAUUUUGUGCGCUCACUUUCAGUGAACAGAUGAAAGGCUACGGCGCCCAUCUGAUGAACCAUCUUAAGGACUACCACAUAUCUAAGGGUAUCCUACAUUUUUUGGCAUUUGGAGACCAAAACGCCAUAGGGUAUUUCGAAAGGCAAGGCUUCUCUAAGGAAAUCAAAAUGAACAGGGUCCUAUACCAGGGUUAUAUAAAGGAAUACGAAGGUGCCACACUGAUGCACUGCGAGCUGAACCCCAAGAUCAUUUACACGGAGUUCACGUCGAUUGUAAGGAGGCAGAAGAAGCUGGUGAAGCAGCUGAUAUACCAGCAACAGCAGCAGGUGUCCAAAGUGCACCCUGGCCUUACAUUUUUCAAGGAAGGUGUGCGUAGCAUUCCCGUGGAAUCCAUACCUGGGCUGCAGGAAACCGGUUGGAGGCCGACGAACAGGACGACCCGGGGGCAACAGCUGGAGGAAUCACAGGACAUUGAUAACUUGGCGAGGAUGUUGAGGACAGUUUUGAAUGCCGUCAAUGUACACGAAGACUCGUGGCCAUUUAGACAACCAGUUGACAAGAACGAAGUCAAAGAUUACUAUUUUCACAUUAAAUAUCCCAUGGACUUGAGGACGAUGGGAGAGCGAUUGAGAAACAGAUACUACGUGUCCAGGAGGUUGUUCAUCGCAGACAUGACCCGCAUUUUUACCAAUUGUAAAUUGUAUAACUCCCCAGAGACAGAAUAUUACCAAUGUGCAGUAAAUUUGCAGCAGUAUUUCCAGACGAAAAUGAAAGAAAUCGGUCUUUGGGACAAAUAAGUGUUUGAUAAUCAAAGAUGAGAUUUCAUUUUGGAUUCGAAUGACCCAGAGAUUCAACAGAAUCAAAGACUGAUUCAGAAAAAUGAGUUGAGUUUUAUUUUAUUGUUUACUAAGUAUUUAGUAUCCCUAAAGUUUAUUAGAGUGCACCGUAUAUUUAUUUGUGUUUACGUGUUUCUUCGACAUCAAAACUUAUUUUAUUUUGUACAUAUUUUAAAGGAAAUGUUUUACUUAAUUUGCAGUGUAUUAUUAAAAAUAAAUGGUUUGUUGCAAAUAAAUAUGUUAAUUAGAAUAAAACCAAAUGUAUUAAAGGGAAAACCAAUUAUAAAUUGUAAAUAAAACUCACCAGACACGGAAUAUUACUAAUGUGCAGCAGUAUUUUUAGACAAAAAUGAAAGUAAUCGGUCUUUGGAACAAAUAAGUGUUUGGUAAACAAAGAUGAGAUUUCAAUUUCAAAAGAAUCAAAGACUGAUUCAAAAAAAUAAGUUGAGUUUUAUUUUAUUGUUUACUAAGUAUUUAGUAUCCCUAAAGUUUAUUAGAGUGCACCGUAUAUUUAUUUGUACCGACUUCGUGUCUACGUACUCCUUCGACAUUAAAAUUUAUUUUACUUUGUACAUAUUUGAAAGGAAGACGGUAUAUUUCAAAAUGUUUUACUUAAUUUGCAGUGUAUUAUUAAAAAUAAAUGAUUUGUUGCAA
Molecule: messenger RNA, 3199 nt
Organism: Aethina tumida (small hive beetle)
Lineage: Eukaryota; Metazoa; Arthropoda; Insecta; Coleoptera; Nitidulidae
Product: histone acetyltransferase KAT2A
Exons: 10
Coding region: 233-2506 (757 amino acids)
Biological process (GO): positive regulation of transcription by RNA polymerase II; chromatin remodeling
Cellular component (GO): nucleus; histone acetyltransferase complex
Molecular function (GO): protein binding; histone H3 acetyltransferase activity
Source: RefSeq, a predicted model, not a curated record